Molecule: messenger RNA, 3847 nt
Organism: Scomber japonicus (chub mackerel)
Lineage: Eukaryota; Metazoa; Chordata; Actinopteri; Scombriformes; Scombridae
Gene: txnrd2.2
Product: thioredoxin reductase 2, tandem duplicate 2
Exons: 17
Coding region: 4-1542 (512 amino acids)
Biological process (GO): glutathione metabolic process; cellular response to oxidative stress; cell redox homeostasis
Cellular component (GO): cytosol; mitochondrion
Molecular function (GO): glutathione-disulfide reductase (NADPH) activity; thioredoxin-disulfide reductase (NADPH) activity; flavin adenine dinucleotide binding
Source: RefSeq, a predicted model, not a curated record
AACAUGGCUGCCCUAUGCAGAGGCAGACACCGGUGGAAAAGGACUAACUGUUUACAUGUUUUAAUAAGAAACCUGACAGUGAAGUAUGACUAUGACCUGGUGGUGAUUGGUGGUGGGUCAGGAGGGCUUGCCUGUUCCAAAGAAGCUGCACAGUUGGGACAGAAAGUUGCUGUUUUAGAUUAUGUGGAGCCAUCUGUUAAAGGCACAAAGUGGGGUAUUGGCGGCACGUGUGUCAAUGUUGGCUGCAUUCCUAAGAAGCUCAUGCACCAGGCUGCUCUACUUGGCACAGCAGUCAAAGAUGCUAAGAAGUAUGGCUGGCAGAUCCCAGGACCAAUCUGCCAUGACUGGGCUAUCAUGGCAGAGGCUGUUCAAAACCACGUCCGCUCUCUCAACUGGGGUCACCGGGUUCAGCUCCAGGACAAGAAGGUGAAAUAUCUGAACAUCAAAGGAAGCCUGGUGGAUGAACACACCAUCAGAGGACUAACCAAAGCAGGGAAAGAGACCAUCCUGACUGCCAAGAAUAUCGUGAUUGCUACGGGUGGACGGCCCAAGUACCCCACAAAUAUCCCAGGAGCAAUAGAGCAUGGCAUCACUAGUGACGACAUAUUCUGGCUAAAGAAGUCACCUGGAAAAACGCUUGUGGUUGGAGCCAGCUAUGUGGCUCUGGAGUGUGCAGGCUUCCUCACGGGCAUCGGCUUGGAUACCACAGUGAUGGUUCGCAGCAUUGCCCUCAGGGGGUUUGAUCAGCAAAUGGCAGGUCUAGUGACAGACUACAUGGAAGCUUACGGAACUAAAUUUGCAUGGAAGUGUGUCCCAAAGAGAGUGGACAAACUGUCCUCAGGAGCCUUUCAGGUGACCUGGACUGACACCCAGACAGGCAACGAACACAAUGACACCUACGAUUCCGUGUUGUGGGCAGUUGGUAGAGCUCCAGAAACCAAAACCUUGGGUCUCGACAAGCUCGGUGUGCAACUCAACAACCAGACGGGGAAAAUAAUUGUGGGUGCUGAUGAAUCUACCUCUGUGUCAAACAUCUAUGCUUUCGGUGACAUCGGCGAGGGUCGUCCUGAGCUGACCCCAACGGCAAUUAAAGCAGGAAAGCUCCUCGCCCGCAGACUGGCCGGUCAGACCAAAGAGCUCAUGAACUACGACAAUGUGGCCACCACUGUGUUCACCCCUCUGGAGUACGGCUGUGUGGGUCUGUCAGAGGAGGAGGCUGAGAAGAGACAUGGAGAAGACGGCAUAGAGGUCUACCAUGCGUUCUACAAGCCCCUGGAAUUCACCUUUGCAGAACGAGACGCCAGCCAGUGUUAUAUUAAGGUGAUCUGCGAGCAAGGUGGAGACCAGAAGAUCCUUGGUUUGCACUUCACCGGUCCAAAUGCUGGAGAGGUCACACAGGGCUUUGCUAUGAGCUUCCAGUGUGGGGCAACAUAUUCCCACUUGUUGAAGACAGUAGGCAUCCAUCCGACCUGUGCUGAGGAGGUGGUCAAGGUCAACAUCACUAAACGCUCAGGAUUGGACGCCACGGUGACCGGCUGCUGAGGUUAAAGUCCCUCGGUCUCUGAACACUAGUGAGCACACAGGGUCCCUCAGUGACAGUGGGUAGAUACUAGUUUGGUCCUCUGAAAAUAACCUGGGUUAAUUCUGCUCUCUCUUUAUCCUUCUCCCCAGUUUCUCAGUGUUCUCUGGGGGUUUUGCGCUGUAGCUGCUGUGCCAGUCAUGCAGAUCGUCACUAGUUGCCCAAGUUAGUGUCACUGGCAUGUCAUGUGACGACCAGGGCAAUGAUCAUUCUCCCUGCGUGCAAAGUAGUGUAUGUACACUCUAAAAGCUCAGAGCUAUAGAUCAGGUUAGUGAAAGCCUCGGCUGCGGAGCGAGCGUCUUUUAAAUAAACAGGCUCAUCAAUCAGGAUUAAGGGCCGCGUUCAAGGUUUUGUUGAAAUCGUACGAGAAAUGCGGACCGGGCCCUAACGUUUUUCUGAAUAUAUAUUCUGCAAAUAUUGUUGUUUCUCCGGCUGUACUUCCUGUCCAUUAGUCUUGGAGGUGACACAUACCAUAGCCCACCACCCUCCCCCCACCCUGCACCCUGCCCCCCCAAUGACACUGAUGGAUGGCCCCAGGGCCGUCGCUGCAGCGACACCGCCCCAUUUCCCAUGGACACACACAAACAGUCAGCGGGCCGCCUGUCAGUCAGCCAGCAUAGACCUGGCCGGGGAGCCUCAGCUUCUUGAAGGCCUAGCAGAGUCCAGCAGACCUCUUCCUUUUCCUCCCAUGCCCUUCUCCCCCCCCCCCAGUGCAGGGAAGACUACAGCAGGACUACAAACAUAUGCUGCCAAAAAGCCAUGUAGGUGCCACAGCCCAGACACAGGGUGAUCAUACUCAUCGAUGGCUUUACUGUACUGAUAGCUCUGCUGCAGCUGUGCUACUCAGCCUCACCCAAAGGUGGCACUGUUGCCCUCCAGUUCUCCUAUCUGUCUGAGCCAAGAGAGACAGGAUAAAGCAGUCACUGGAUAAAACAUAAGCCUGAAUACAUUCAGGUUGCACAUUUAAUCCCUUUAAUCCCUAUAAAAGAUAUGUGCUUUUGGAUAAAGUUGGAAAGCAGACUGGCUUUAUUGGUGCCAAACUGAUAAGGGUUAUCUGUUGUGUAUUUACAUGGAUGGCAGGUUAGCCCUCAAGAGUCAUUACCCUUGAAGAUAAGGUAAGUUGUUUAUAUCAAUAAUGCAGUAAUAGACCCCCCCCAGUUUGCCAAAGUGCUCAAAUGUUCAACCAGAUGGCUGUACUGGACAUCUUCAACUAGUCUUGGGUUUAUUAAGCAGAAGAAGGGGAGGAGGGCUGUCAAUAGUUGCUACAGAAAUUGGGGGACCUAAGAGGAGGCUGGUGGGUGUAGUUUAUUUUUAUUUGAAGUCUAAUCUGCCCAGUCUGAUUAAUGAUUCUGAUGAGGGGAGUGACAGCGUGCCAGGAGAUGGAGAGAGGGGAAAAAGAGAGAGCGUGCUACCAGGUUUAUUUGGACCCGGGCCGGAGGAGAAAGAGCCGAGUUUCAGCCCGGUUGGGGAGGGAAGAGGGGGCGGGGGGGGGAUUCCUGUGUGCUCUGUUCAGGGCCGAGGUGCUGACUGAAGGACCCUGACCUCCACUCAGCAGGAACAGCUUGACUCUAUCACUUGGAGCACAGAGGGCUCACAUGCUCCGGCGCUGCACGGCAGGGGCCAAGGGGGCUGCGGGCGGAGGUGGGGGGGGGUGUAGGAUGGCCAUGGGACUGUCAGAGCCAACCAACACAACACCGAGCGGUAGCAGCGUGUUUGCCCUCGGUAAUUGAGUCGAUGUUCCUGUGCUUAACGAGCCACUUCAGAGACCCCAGGGUGGGCCCAAGGCAACGUGAGGGAAGUCAUUGAGGCCAUCGGUGAAACUGUAAUGUCUGUUUGCUUUUUACCAUCUACUUCCUUUCUGCUUUCUCUCAUCUAGUCAUGCUAAGUAUUUUAAACACAGUACAGUAUGGCUUUAAUGCGCACAACUUGAGACUCUGUCUUUCAAUUAUUUAAAAUGACAUAUCAGUCUAAUUUGGAUGAUUGUUGGUUAUUGUUGUUCUUAUACUCCAGGCCUAAGACUUGACCAGCGAGCCUCAGCUGUGCCCCAUGGGGAGGGGUCAGGGUUCAACUUACAGGUCAGCCAGCUAAUGAUGACCUGCACGAAAACCCAAAACUGGGGAGUGCAGGCCUGAUGUCACCUGGCUGCCAACUUUAGUAGUUGUGAAUAAAGAAGUGUAAUUUUCAAUUAAAGCUUUGUUAUACAUAAUUUAUAUGUAAAGUAAUAACACACUGGAAUGCACAGUUUCAUGAUUAAAGUAAUAAUGUCCA